Molecule: messenger RNA, 1542 nt
Organism: Sorghum bicolor (sorghum)
Lineage: Eukaryota; Viridiplantae; Streptophyta; Magnoliopsida; Poales; Poaceae
Product: zinc-finger homeodomain protein 11
Exons: 1
Coding region: 543-1247 (234 amino acids)
Biological process (GO): regulation of DNA-templated transcription; regulation of developmental process
Cellular component (GO): nucleus
Molecular function (GO): DNA-binding transcription factor activity; transcription cis-regulatory region binding
Source: RefSeq, a predicted model, not a curated record
CACUCAUGACUCAUCAGAACCAUUGCACCUACCACCAGCUCUCCCCUUCACAAAAAAGCCAUAUAGGAAAGUCAACCAGUAGUACUUGGCUUGUGCUGCCCUGUUGUUCGCCUGUGCUCUGGUCCUGAACCACAGCCUCAUCAGAUUACAAAGAUCUCAAGAACAGCCAUUCGAAUCUUGCGUUGCCCCAAACUGCCAACCCACAACUGUACGUACACAUCUCAUCUCAUCACCCACAUUGCUGCAGUCUUCAGUGCCUGCUCGUAAUAAUCAUUCUACUAGGCCUUCGAUCUGCAUCCCAAGAACUGAGAGAUGUUUACAGCUCAUAUAUCCCCGGCACUGGCAUACUAGAUCCCUCUCCUCUCGACCUCCUCCCACGUAGCAUGCACACACCACAGCUGCUGCUCAAAGAGCCACAUGCCUAGUAGACUAGUCUUAGCAGCUAGCUAGAGGGAGGGAGCUCAGCGAAGGAGAGCAAAAGAAGCAACCAAGAAGAGGUUAUUGCUAGCGGAGAGGAGAGGAGGAGAGCCGGCCGGCGCACAAUGGAUCAGCAACAGCACCAGGAGCGGCCGCGGGAGGUGUACCGCGAAUGCAUGCGCAACCACGCGGCGAAACUCGGGACAUACGCUUCCGACGGGUGCUGCGAGUACACCCCCGACGACGGCCAGCCCGCAGCGAUGCUCUGCGCCGCCUGCGGCUGCCACCGCAACUUCCACCGGAAGGCGUUCGUGGACGCCGCGGCGGGGGCGCACGUUGGCGGCGGCGGUGGCGCGCACGGCGCAAUGCUGCCCUCCCCCGGCGUGUCCCCGGGCUACGGCAUGCACCACAUGGCGAUUACCGCGGCCGGCAUGGGCGGCGGUGACGCCGGUGGCUCCGGGGGCAGCAGGCGCCGGACGCGGACCAAGUUCACGGAGGAGCAGAAGGAGCGCAUGGCGCGGUUCGCGGAGCGGCUCGGCUGGCGGAUGCCAAAGCGGGAGCCCGGCCGCGCGCCGGGGGACGACGAGGUGGGCCGCUUCUGCCGGGAGAUCGGGGUCACCAGGCAGGUCUUCAAGGUAUGGAUGCACAACCACAAGGCUGGUGUCGGCGGCAGCGGGGGCGCGGGCGUCGGUGGAGCCGCUCAGACGUCGUCGUCCACGACGCGUGGCGGCGGCGUCGGCGUCGUUGGAGCAGGCGGGAGCUUGUCCCCGGCGAUGGGCGCCGACGUCGAGGACGACGAGGAGGUGAAGGGCAGCGAGAUGUGCAUGUAGCCGCGCCCGCGUCACGUACGUGGCACGCGCGGCGGCAAUGGCAUUGGCAUGGCCUCGCCAUGGCUCCGAUCGAUGAUUAACACCUCCUUUUGCUGCUAAUUCCUUUGGGCGAUUUUGCUUCGACGAGUUGAUGAGAUAUUCAUUGUUAUCACGGCUCUGCUAAUUAAUGCUGUGUCACUGUGAUCAUUCAGUCAUUGAUAUGUCCGUGAUCUCUUGCCUUCUUGCUAACCAUCGCCAUGAAAUUUAAGUUCAGUGACAAACUUGAACAGUUGAACCGGAUGUUUUAAUUAACUCA